CCUGCGGUAUCUCGAAACGAAUCUACAACCAUCUUCAAUUCCAUAUAUAAUAGCUUACCAUGACACGCACACACUAAUUGAGCCCCCGUCUGGGAGUGCUUUCGGUUUCAUAAUUCAUGCGGAUCCUUCUCGCUAACUUUAUAGUUGCACGCUACUUUCACACGCUAAAAAGGUAGCGAACGAAUUAUUGCAGUUGCAUCCGAACCUUGCUGGACAUUGGACAUGGUUGAGAUGAAGCUAGCAAAGUUGCGUACAUCAGCGUCUACUAACGGUAGGAAACUCUGGCAACCGGAGCUACUGAACGAAUCGUACAAGGACAUUGGAACUCGCAGUCUUUGGGUCGAUUACUGUACCAACAGUACAAUUCAUGGGUUUAAGUAUCUGGUGGGCAAUAAGCGUACUACAGUAGAGAGGAUUUGGUGGAUUGUUGUCUGUUUGCUGUCGCUGUACGGGUGUGGCAGCUUGAUACACAGUGUGUACAGGAAAUGGGAUCGAGAGCCAGUUGUGGUGACGUUUGCAGAGAAGCCUGCCCCAGUGUUUACCAUCCCAUUUCCCGCCGUAACGAUCUGUCCUGAAACGAAAGUUCGCAAAAAGGAUCUUGACUUUACAACCGCCUACCAGCUAUUUAACGAUGAAGACCUCUGGCAGUUUAUGGCCACGGAGCAACUUGCAAAGCUCGAAGCGCUUCUGCAGGUGUGUGACUUUUCGUUCGGGAUAGAGAUGAACAACGAAUCGUACGCUGAUGACGUGGUGGAGCUGCUGCAGCGGAUGGCCAUACCGUUUGACGAUAUCUUUUUAAUGUGUGGUUGGAGGGAGCACAUCGUUGAUUGUAAGGAUUUCUUCAAGCAAACACUAACGGAGGCCGGGAUCUGUUACACAUUCAACUCGCUAGCGGCAGACGAUCUAAUGAGACGAGAGCAGCUGCACACGGAGUAUGAGUAUAUGGCGGAGAAUGAAACGUCGAAGCAGUGGAACAUGGAUGAGGGUUAUAGCAAUGGCGCUGGGGGAGACACGUACCCUAGGCGAGCUUUUGGUGCGGGAAGAAGAGCUGGGAUGUUUGUAAUCCUGAAGGUUCAGAAGUAUGAUAUGGAUUAUCUGUGUGGAAACUCAUUCCAGGGAUUCAAAGUGCACCUACACUCACCUGUCCAGUAUCCCCGCAUGUUGAACCAAUUCUUCAGGAUUCCUCUCAGUCAGGAGGUGUCCGUCUUAGUUGAUCCGUUAGUCUUCGACACAGCUCCCAACGUUCGUCGGUACAAUCCACAGCGCCGUCUUUGUUACUACAAUCACGAGCGUUAUCUACGCUACUUUAAGGUGUACUCCAAGUUUAACUGUGAUAUCGAAUGUUUGUCGAACUAUACGCUCAAGACAUGCGGAUGUGUACCGUUUCCAUUGCCGCGUACGAGCGAUGCUCGAAUUUGUGGUCUGGGAAAGGCUAGCUGUACCGAUACGGCGCUUUCGGUGCUGGAAGAAAUGGACUUGCUGCAUGAGCUUAAUAAGACGGACAAUUUUUUGGAGCACUGCAAUUGCCUCCCGGCUUGUAAUUCUAUCUUUUACAAUACGGAGAUUUCACAGGCUAUGUUCGACUGGAGGAAGUUGGCUGAGAAUAUUCAUCUCAUAGCUGGAGUUACCAACGCAACUGAGCUGUCCUAUCUUUCGAUCCACUUCAAGAUCUCUCGCUUCAUCCCGAUCAAACGCAGCGAACUGUUUGGCAUAAGUGAUUUUCUUGCCAACUGUGGCGGAGUUCUAGGGCUCUUUAUGGGCGUCAGCAUACUGAGCAUCGUGGAGAUCGUGUACUACUGCACACUGAAACCUCUCAUGGCACGCAGAGGAGCAUAUUCGCGGUCCGAAACAGCGCAGGUGAUCAAACCGGCACUCAUACUUCCGCCGGAGGAAUUCGGACCGGCCGGUGGUCGUGCUCGCAAAGUCUCCAACAAGUGUUCUGUGUCAUCCGUCUUGGGAAAGAAACGAUUUAUUGCGAUGAGCUAAGAUGAAUGGCACGCUAUUUUAUCAUUUCCUCACCUGGCCUAAAAGUAGUGCGGCGGGCACGAUCGGUCUAGGAAGUGAUCGCCAUACCGGACCGAUUUAUCGAAACUUGUCGCCAUAAAUCAAGCGAUUGGUUGAAUAAAUUAUAAACACCGAAAGUCACUCCUGCGUGCGUGGCGGUACCUCUGUUGCGUUGAAUGUAUCCUUCUACUAAUGGACACUGAUGGAGCCCCGAUAAAGACUGUGUCUGUUCUUCUUCGGGGAGAAUCUUAAAAUUUCUCCAUUUAAGACAACAAAAAAUCGAGCGAAAAACGUGUGUAAAACAUCCUUAAAGAAUUCUUCACCCCAAAAAGAGGCGACCGAAAACAGGGAAGUACAAUACCAGCCAACCUCUUCAUCUUAUCUAAUCAA
Messenger RNA from Anopheles stephensi (Asian malaria mosquito), 2394 nucleotides. RefSeq names its product pickpocket protein 28-like. The record is from RefSeq and is a predicted model, not a curated record. Gene Ontology annotation, molecular function: ligand-gated sodium channel activity. The transcript is spliced from 6 exons. Lineage: Eukaryota; Metazoa; Arthropoda; Insecta; Diptera; Culicidae. Gene Ontology annotation, biological process: sodium ion transmembrane transport. Gene Ontology annotation, cellular component: membrane. Bases 223 to 1986 code for a protein of 587 amino acids.